AUGGAGAAGGUUUCGACUGAAAACAAGCGCCUCGAUCUUCAGGGAGUACGGGGAUUAGCUAUUCUGUCUGUUCUUGGAUUCCAUUUUUUGCCAAGGAUCUUCCCAAAUGGAUACCUGGGAGUUGAUCAAUUCUUCGUUCUCUCUGGGUUUUUCAUGUGCAAGCUUCUGAGAAAAUCUUCAGCAUCACUCAAUAGCCAAACAAUAUUUGGUUUUGUUUUCAACUUUUAUUCAAAAAGAUUGAAACGAAUCCUGCCUUUAUACUUGUUAAUAAUAUUCGUUUCAUUAAUUUUUCUAAUUUAUCUUUUCCCAAAACCUGCAUAUGAAACAAAUCUGGAAUCUUCGAAACGAGCACUUAUUUUCCUCUCCAACCGCCCAGCUACACAAGCUGAGGAUUACUUUUCAAUGGUUCCAGAUCUUCAUUUUUACCAAAAGUUAAAUCAAUUUUUCCAGCUUUCUCUUGCCAUUGAUGUUUUCACUCAUACAUGGUCUCUGUCUGUCGAAGUUCAGUUUUAUUUUAUUAUUCCUAUUAUCUUUCUUUUUGGAAUCAAAACUAUUCCUGCUAGAUUUCAAAUGCACUUCUUUGGAAUUUUAGGGAUUAUUUCCUACGGAUAUUCAUAUUUGUUUUGCUCUAGAACGAAAGCAUUCAAUAGUGUUCUUGCAAGAAUUUGGCAGUUUAUGAUUGGAAUGAUUGUAUUUAUUGCCAGUGAACCAGAUACGAAUACUCUCUCAAAAGUAUCUUUAUUGGAGAAUUGUGAUCUCGAAAAUCAAAAUGAGGAUGAUGCUUUGUUGAAAAAUGCUUCUUCAGUUCAAGAAGAAUUUGAAAACUUUGAAGAAUCAAAUUCACCGACGAUUAUCAAAUUACUGACAUUGGGCAGCAUGGUUGGAUUAGUAUUGUGCCCUUCGAAAAUCUCUUCACUAUUCUUAAGACCAUUCUUCACAAUUGCCACCGGACUUGUAAUGUUGUUUUCUGAAAAAGACUCGUUCCUUUCAUUUCAUUUUCUAACUUAUAUUGGAGAUAUUUCUUACUCUUUGUAUUUGAUUCAUUGGCCGAUUUAUGCUUUUUGGAAACUGCAAUUAAGUUAUGGGAGUAUUUGGAAUCUUUCUCUAUUACUUGCUUUUGGUCUUUCUGUCAUUCUAGCUGUUCUCAGUUAUGAGUUUUUCGAAAAAUGGUAUUUAAAACUAUCUCGAAGGACCAUUGCCAUUAUCUGCAUUGUUUUUUUGAUGCUCAAUUUUACGACUGUUUACCAUGAUCAAAUAGAAAAAUGGAUCCAAUCAAAACCACAUAAAAAUGUUCCGAGAUUGGAUGGAAUUGUGAUAGGGAACGUCAGUUAUGAUGACGCCAAUAGAUUGAACAAUGAGUGGUCAGUGAACGAUUACUUGAAUACUUUUGUUCCAACAUGUAAGUACGACGAUGGAAGUGGUCCAUUUGGCAGAUGCAACCAUACGGGCCUAGAGGUAUACAAAGGAAAAUUCAAAAUAUUGAUUAUUGGGAACAGUUUUGCUGCAAACCAUGGUCGUUUAAUUCAUCAGGAAUGUGGAUCAAAAGCGAGAGAGUUGGUUCAAAUAUCUAUAAGUGCAUGCGAGCCGUUAUAUCCCGCUGUGAAAUAUGGGCAACGAUGCGUUGAUACUGUAGAAAUGUUCAAAAAAGUUGUAGCAGAUGAGAAACCGGAUUAUGCAUUUCUCACUUCCAGAUUUCUUGAUAUUGGUGACCCAUUUGCAGCAGGAGUAACUCGGGUGGAAGAUGAUCCGAUUUAUAAAUCAAUGAAAAAAUCAUUUGAUGUUUUAGUGACCAGUGUCAAAUUCAAGGUUUUCGUGUUCAUGCAAAUUCCGGAAAUUGUGCCGUCCAACAUUGAGAAAAUAGUAGAAGUAAUUAAAAACAAAGAGGACUUGGCAGAAUUUGAUAAGUCGUUUGUUCAAAGGAACCACACAAUCGCUCGUGUUCGGUAUGAGAAGAUGGUUCAAGGAUGUGAAAAGUGUGUUCCAUUCGAUUACGAUUCUCUUUUCUGGAACAGGACGACCUCCACAUGGCGAUUCUAUGAUGAGGCGAACAAUGGAUUGAGUUACAUGACAACUAUUAAUCAUUUAUCAUUUCAUGGAUUGGAACUUGUUAGACAUAUUUUUUCGAAUCUUUGCAGUUCGUUUUAA
Molecule: messenger RNA, 2145 nt
Organism: Caenorhabditis briggsae
Lineage: Eukaryota; Metazoa; Nematoda; Chromadorea; Rhabditida; Rhabditidae
Exons: 9
Coding region: 1-2145 (714 amino acids)
Biological process (GO): polysaccharide biosynthetic process
Cellular component (GO): membrane
Molecular function (GO): acyltransferase activity, transferring groups other than amino-acyl groups
Source: RefSeq, a predicted model, not a curated record